This is a messenger RNA of Pelmatolapia mariae (spotted tilapia), 941 nucleotides long. It is a transcript of the gene lg18h1orf35, whose product is annotated as linkage group 18 C1orf35 homolog. Lineage: Eukaryota; Metazoa; Chordata; Actinopteri; Cichliformes; Cichlidae. The record is from RefSeq and is a predicted model, not a curated record. The coding region runs from base 6 to 914 and encodes 302 amino acids. The transcript has 8 exons.
CUAAAAUGUUCGGUUCCUCGAGAUCUGGAGGUGUACGGGGAGGUCAGGACCAGUUCAACUGGAAUGAAGUGAAAGUCGACAAACACAGAGAAAACUAUCUCGGUAACUCGUUGAUGGCACCAGUGGGGCGAUGGCAAAAAGGCAAAGAUCUGACAUGGUAUGCAAAGGACAAAAAAGGUGGUGCACCUUUGUCCAGGGAGGAGGAACUUGCUACUGUCAAGGCAGCAGAGGAAGAAGCGUUGAUGGCUGCACUAGGGCACAAGAAUAUAAAGAGACAACCGACUGGUCUAACCAAAGAGGACCUUGUAGAGGUUUGCAGGAGGGACGAGGCUGAUGGUGAUGAGAGAAAUGUUGACCGUGUUUCUGGUUUAGGAAGCUCCAGUGCAGGGUCACGGAGAAUGGUCCUGUCCCAAAAAGAAAAGGAGGUUGCUAAAAUGGGCUUGCCGGUUUUUACACACGUCAGGACUGAAGGUCAUACAGAAGCUUCAGCAACAAAAACAAAUGAGAGUGCAGUAAAACAGGAGGAGGAACAGAGGCAUGACAGUAAUAAGAAAAAGAAAGAAAAAAAGAACAAAAAGGAGAAAAAGAAAAAGGAAAAAAAGAAAAAACGAAAAAGGAGAGACUCAUCCUCCUCCGAUUCUGAAGACAACAGGAAGAGGCACAGAAAGGACCACCAUCAUCAUAAUCCAUCAUACGUUAGUCAGAGCGGAGCCAGACCCCAUGACAGCCACUCAAGGGGGGGAGCAAAGGCCGAGCGACAGCGCUCCGACCCCCAUCAUCGAAGGCAGCGGCACGACACAGACUCCUCUGAUGGAGGAUCUCCUGUCCCUCGCAACCCUGCCAGCCACAAGAAGGCCCCUGCUGGUGCCACACAAAGCCACAGGCGGCGCCAUGACACAGACUCGGACGAGUAAUGUGCCCACCCCCACCCCCGAUUCAAA